Acanthopagrus latus (yellowfin seabream) is the source of this 1663-nucleotide messenger RNA. RefSeq lists its product as uncharacterized. The transcript has 4 exons. The record is from RefSeq and is a predicted model, not a curated record. Bases 812 to 1519 code for a protein of 235 amino acids. NCBI's taxonomy places the organism in Eukaryota, Metazoa, Chordata, Actinopteri, Spariformes, Sparidae.
CAAUAUUACACAGGAUACACAAAGUGUUUUAAUCUGAGGAAAGUCUGAGUAACUGCAGGUUUGACUUUUAAGUUGAAGUAUUGUAUUGGCCUUUAUUGACAGUUUAAUUCAAGAUGUGACAGGAUGGGUCAUUUAUCACCAAAACAGGUAAUUUUGGUUCUUACAGUGCAUCAAAACAUUAAUGAGAAACUGUGAUGUUGUUUAAUUGGAUAAGCAUCCACAGUUUGAAGAAAUAAAUCGCUAAAUUCUGAGACUGUGAGUUUGAUUAUCAUGUCCGUAUGUAAAAAAAAAAAAAUAAUAAAAAUAAAACAUGUAGAAUGUGUGGAUUAUUUCCUGAUGCAUCCUUUUUAAAAAUUCUUUUAAAACUUCUUUUUAAAAAAAAAGAAAAGUGACUUUAAGUUCUUACUUCAGAUGGAUGGUUCCUCUGUAGUAGUACAGUAUGGGCCUGGGCAGGUGAUACAGUAGGUGACAGGUUUUGUUUGGCUGAGGAUCAAGUCCACAUACUUCCAACAUGAAAACAGAGAGAGGUUUGCUUUCAUAUGACAACGCCCUUCACGCCACCCACCCCAUUUCCUGAUGCCACGGGACAAGAAUACAAACAGAUCUUAUUAGUAAUCAUUCAGCGUCGAUCCGCUCACAGGAGCUACUCGUCUCGACUGCGACCUGACUCAGAGCUAUAAUUACAGAUUCAUCUGCCCUCCAGACAAACGCCAACGCCAAGAAAUGUUUGGCAGCGGUUCAGACAAACCUGCCCACGGCUACAACCUGGGGCCUGAUCCCCGCGUAGACCCCAAAUCUCAGGGUGGUCACGAUGGGGGCCAUGGAGGAGACAGUCGCCAUGGAGGAGACAGUCGCCAUGGAGGAGACAGUCGCCAUGGAGGAGACAGUCGCCAAGGAGGAGACACCAGGGGCCAUGAUCGCCAUGAAGAUGAUCAACAUAGGGAUGAUCGCCAUGGGGAUGAUCGCCAUAGAGAUGAUCGCCAUGGGGAUGAUCGCCAUGGGGAUGAUCGCCAUGGGGAUGAUCGCCAUGGGGACGAUCGUCAUGGGAAAGAUCGUCAUGGGGACGAUCGCCCUGGGGACGAUCGCCAUGGGGAUGAUCGUCGUAGGGAUGAUCGCCAUGGGGAUGAUCGCCAUGGGGAUGAUCGCCAUGGGGAUGAUCACCAGAGGAGACGCAGCCCUGACUGUGAAGACCGCGAACAUAGACGCGACCACAGCCCUCGUCGCCCUCGUCGUCGCAGUGGAAGUCGCGGGAGCAGCAGCGGGAGCGAGUCUGACGGGCAAGGUGGCCGACGCAAAAAGCAUGGUCACAAGCAUGGUGGAGGUCAUGGACAUGGACGUGGUCGUGGUCGUGGUCAUAGUCAUGGUCACUGGUAGACAGGUGAAUACAGGCACAAGACACCUCCUCCUAACUCGUCCUGCCACGUUCUCUCUGAAACCAGGCUUUAGUUGUUUUGUUUUAUUUAGUGAAGGGAACCUGCAUGUAAACCUGUCUGCAGACACUGGACGUCAGCCAAACUGACUGACAAGAUGGCUGCUGGGAAACUGCAUAAACAAAAUAGUUAACAUGCUGUUCUGCGUCAGCAUGGCUGGAGGUUCACACAUCAACGCUGUAGUUCUACGAAAUAAAACAAUUUGAAAACAACUGAAAAUAGUCGCGUCGUUA